AUGAUCCCAACGCGUUUUCAUACACUUCACAUCUACCCUUUCACCCUAUCCCCGUCAGGCUACUAUUUCUCCCGUGGCUGCUACUACUUCUACUGGACCCCUCGGGGUGCUCUGCCUAACCUACCGACCUAUCAGAUCGCCGUGCUCGGAGCCGCUGCAAUGGCGUGUGUUGACAGCUUCCUCUGCCUCAUGCGAAGACUCGGCUUCCUUAAAUAG
Protopolystoma xenopodis is the source of this 216-nucleotide messenger RNA. The record is from the annotation of a GenBank genome assembly. Lineage: Eukaryota; Metazoa; Platyhelminthes; Monogenea; Polystomatidea; Polystomatidae.